Molecule: messenger RNA, 1152 nt
Organism: Soboliphyme baturini
Lineage: Eukaryota; Metazoa; Nematoda; Enoplea; Dioctophymatida; Soboliphymatidae
Source: the annotation of a GenBank genome assembly
AUGCUGGCAGAUCGGGAAGUAGUGUUUAUUGAUAUUGCUAAAGACUGUAGUGAUUAUCAGGAUCUAGAAAAAGACCCGCGGCGUUUCAAGUCCGUGAAAACCGGUCGAGGUCCGCUGACCGGCAAGUGGUACGAGACUUGUGAACCGGUGAUGUGCUGUUACAAACUAGUGUCCGUCGAAUUCAAAUGGUGGGGUCUUCAGUCUAGGGUAGAAAGCUUUAUUCACAAGCAAGAGCAAAGGCUUUUCACCAUAUUCCACCGCGAACUGUUUUGCUGGACGGAUCAGUGGUACGGUCUGACGAUGGCAGACAUUCGGACUAUCGAAGACGAGACGAAGACAACUUUAGAUAAAGGUUUCCACCUGAAAAUGGAAAGCUCGUUAGAUGAGUGUGACUGGCAGCCAGUAACUUAUCUCCAUACUGGCGGUUACUGGUUUGCCAAGCUCGACGUAGAACAUGAAGUCGUGAAGGUGAUGUUCACUGACCUGAAACAGCUGUGGUUGGAAACGGUGGAGCUGGAUGCUUUCUGCGAGCGAUUAAAAGAGUCAAACAGCAAUUUGGAGGGUGACGCUGAACCGCUGGUGCAGCUGUGCAAAUCAAUGCUGCAGCAGAAGACCGACUGCGCGGUUGACGUUGAAACAUUCGAGGAUUCGUCGCUGAUCGCCAAAUUUCACGGAAAGUUCGCUGACGUUCCUUUCCGCUGGUCAACGCAUGUCGCCGUUGCCAACUCGGCCUUAUUUUAUGCGGAAAUCGUCGAACCUCUUCUGCUAAGCGUGCUGCAGUACGACCGUCGUGAGAAAAAGCUGUUUGAAGUUCUUGAGCAGAAGGAUAUGAUGUUGAAAGAUGCGCUGAAGAUCUCGUCACCUGUAACAGCAGAUUCAUCUGUAUUUUCAAGCGAACGAUGGACACAGAAGGAUUUAGAAUCUGCGGAUUUCAGUAGCCUUGAAGACGACUUCUUCGAAGGCAAGGCUAAACUCUUCGACCCUUUGCUGUUCCGACUCAUGAUUUCGAGAGCGAAGUUAAAAUCGUCCCAGCUUUUAGGUACUCAUCUUAUCAUGGUGAUCUUAACGUUUGGUCGGCAACGCGUUUAUGAUAACUGUGGUGCCAUUGUUGCCUUAAUGUACAUUUCUGGGGAACUGUAUGAUGAAGAUUAA